This is a messenger RNA of Aspergillus chevalieri, 1398 nucleotides long. RefSeq names its product GTPase-activating protein GYP1 (gene GYP1). NCBI's taxonomy places the organism in Eukaryota, Fungi, Ascomycota, Eurotiomycetes, Eurotiales, Aspergillaceae. Gene Ontology annotation, molecular function: GTPase activator activity. Gene Ontology annotation, biological process: activation of GTPase activity. The transcript is spliced from 4 exons. The record is from RefSeq and is a predicted model, not a curated record. The coding region runs from base 1 to 1398 and encodes 465 amino acids. Gene Ontology annotation, cellular component: Golgi apparatus.
AUGCGAAAGAGACCAACCAAGCGUUCCGAUGUUUUUCAGUUCAAAACUGUUGAUCCAGGUGGUGGUGCCGGUGGUAGCAGAGGUACUGGCAGCGGCGGCUUUGAAACUGGAGGCAAUGCAGCAAAUCUGGGGUAUGGACUGGCGUCAGGCAGGUUUCGCGCCAACAGCGCGGAUAUUGCCGAGGAACGUGGUACGCCAAUAUACCCCACAGCCCGAAAGGGGGAGGGUAAGAUCCUCCGGCCUCAGUAUAAAGAAAUCCUGAGAGAUCCCGCUCAUGUUUUGAACCUCAUAAACCAUUCACCGCCACCAAAAAAUGCAUCGUCGAAAGAAAAUGACGAAUACUCGAGUCGCAUAUCUAGAAUUAACAAAUUUAAACGUCUCCUGCAGACGAGCACCGUCCCUCUAACCGAAUUGAGAAACUUGGCGUGGUCAGGGGUUCCUGAAGAAGUACGAGCUAUGACUUGGCAGCUUCUCCUCAGCUACCUACCGACGAACAGCGAGCGACGAGUUUCCACCCUCGAAAGGAAGCGCAAAGAGUAUCUUGAUGGUGUUCGACAAGCCUUUGAACGCGGUGCUGCGGCCGCGGCAAACCCACCACCUUCGACCACUGGACGUGGGCGGGGCUUGGAUGAAGCAAUAUGGCAUCAAAUAAGCAUAGAUGUGCCGCGUACUAGUCCCCAUAUCCCACUUUACGGUUACGAGGCUACACAACGCUCCCUGGAAAGGAUUCUUUAUGUUUGGGCCAUACGGCAUCCAGCAAGUGGCUACGUGCAGGGAAUCAAUGACCUUGUGACACCUUUCUUCCAGGUUUUUCUUGGAAUCUAUGUCACAGACCUCAACGUUGAGGAAGGUAUGGACCCAGGCCAACUACCAAGAAGCGUCCUUGAUGCCGUGGAAGCGGAUUCUUUCUGGUGUCUUACGAAGCUGCUCGAUGGUAUACAGGAUAAUUACAUAUAUGCGCAACCAGGCAUCCAUAGACAGGUCAGAGCGCUACGAGAUUUGACCACGCGCAUCGAUUCUGGUCUUGCGAAGCACUUGGAGAAUGAAGGAGUGGAAUUUAUGCAAUUCAGCUUUCGAUGGAUGAAUUGUUUGCUCAUGCGGGAAAUGAGCGUACAGAACACCAUCCGAAUGUGGGAUACAUAUUUGGCUGAGGAGCAGGGCUUCUCACGAUUCCACAUAUACGUUUGUGCAGCUUUUCUUGUAAAAUGGUCGGACCAGUUGAUGAAGAUGGACUUCCAGGAGAUUAUGAUGUUCCUUCAAGCUCUUCCAACGAAAAACUGGACAGACAAGGAUAUCGAACUGCUGCUGAGCGAAGCAUUUAUCUGGCAGAGCCUGUUCCAGGACUCCCGUGCCCAUCUUCGCCCGACCGGUGAGAAAGCGCCCGAGGAUGGUUUGUAA